This is a messenger RNA of Penicillium cinerascens, 4424 nucleotides long. RefSeq names its product chromatin-binding exonuclease XRN1. Gene Ontology annotation, biological process: nuclear-transcribed mRNA catabolic process; rRNA catabolic process. Gene Ontology annotation, molecular function: 5'-3' RNA exonuclease activity; RNA binding. The coding region runs from base 228 to 4424 and encodes 1398 amino acids. The record is from RefSeq and is a predicted model, not a curated record. Gene Ontology annotation, cellular component: nucleus. The transcript has 2 exons. Lineage: Eukaryota; Fungi; Ascomycota; Eurotiomycetes; Eurotiales; Aspergillaceae.
UUUGCACCUUAGACCUCCCCGCAACUCUUGGGGGAUAUUUGUGGCGUUCUCAUCGGGCGUGCUUCUAUCCCUUUGUGCGACCUUUACACGAUUUCUCCUUCGGUCGCAGCUCUCAUUCCGAUUCGUUUGACGAUCAACCACUUGCGUUCGUCUCUCUCGACCAUUGUCCCUACCCUUUCCUUGUACCAAUAUUUGCCGCGAUCGUUCGAUUUGAUACAACCUACAUCAUGGGUGUCCCGAAAUUCUUCCGCUGGCUGAGCGAGCGGUACCCCUCCAUCUCGAUGCUCAUCGCAGAGAGCCGCAUCCCGGAGUUCGAUAGUCUAUAUCUCGAUAUGAACGGCAUUAUCCACAACUGCACGCAUAGUGAUAGUGACUCUCCGACAUUUCGCAUGACUGAAGAGCAAAUGUUCAUUGCUAUCUUCAAUUACAUCGAGCACCUGUUCGGCAAGAUCAAGCCCAAGCAGCUGUUUUUCAUGGCCGUUGAUGGUGUUGCACCGCGCGCAAAGAUGAACCAGCAACGUGCACGCCGCUUCCGAACGGCGCUGGAUGCCGAGAAGGCGAAGGAGAAGGCGAUUGAACAGGGCAUGGAGAUGCCGAAAGAAGACGCCUUCGACAGCAACUGCAUUACUCCCGGUACGGAGUUCAUGGCGAAGUUAACACAACAACUGAAGUACUUCAUCAACAAGAAGAUCUCAGAGGAUAGAGACUGGCAGGGCGUGGAGAUUGUGCUAUCGGGCCACGAGGUCCCCGGUGAAGGCGAGCACAAGAUUAUGGAGUACAUCCGGCGCAAGAAGGCGCAACCCGAUUACCACCCCAAUAUGCGCCACUGUCUUUAUGGCCUGGAUGCCGACUUGAUCAUGCUGGGUCUGCUCAGUCACGACCCCCACUUCUGUCUUCUCCGAGAAGAGGUGACGUUUGGUCGUCAGGUGUCGAAGAAACCCAAAGAACUCGAGCAUCAGAACUUCUAUCUCUUGCAUCUCAGCCUGGUUAGAGAAUAUCUGGAAUUGGAGUUCCAGGAGUUGGAGGAGGAAGGUGCUCUGAAUUUCCCCUUCGAUAUGGAGCGCGUGAUUGAUGAUUUCAUCCUCAUGGCGUUCUUUGUUGGAAACGAUUUCUUACCAAAUUUGCCCAAUCUACACAUCAACGAGGGUGCGCUGGCACUGAUGUUCAAAAUUUACAAGGAUGUGCUGCGAAAGAUGGGUGGCUACAUUAACGAAGAAGGUGUGAUCAAUGUGGACCGCCUGGGAAUACUUCUUGAGGUAUUGAGUGAUGUUGAGCACCGGUUCUUCGAGGCCGAGUAUUCCGAUGCGCAAUGGAUAAAGUCCAAGAAGAACGGAGAUGACGGCUCCAUGGAGUUGCAGAAGAAGCCGAAAGAGCUGACGAUCACUCCGGACCAGAAGGAGAUCUUGAAAAAGAUCAAAAAGUUCGUGCUGAACCGACCUGGGAAGGGCUCCGAGGCGAAACCCUUGGAUUUCCCUCCCACCUUGCCAGCACGUGACCGCACCUUCGUGGAGCAGCUUGCGGAUGCACUCCGGCUGCCCUGGUCUACUAUCGAGAAUGAAAGUGGUGAUCGAUUCAUGAGACUUCAGCUGCCGCAACCCGAGAAGGAUGACGAUGACGAAGACUCCGACGAUGAUGACGAGGAGGCGACCCUGGCUGUUCAACGUAUCAUUCGAAAAUACGAAAAAGCCAAGGUUCAGGAAAUGACCUCUGAGGAAGCGCAACAGGCUGCGGAGAAGAAAUACGAGGAAAUGUUCCAGGAAUGGAAAGAUAAGUACUAUCGAUCUAAAUUCGGCUGGGGCCUUGACAACGAGGAGGAGAUGAAGCAAUUGACGGAGAACUAUGUGCAAGGAUUGCAAUGGGUCUUGUUCUACUAUUACCGCGGCAUUGCAUCGUGGCCCUGGUUCUUCAAGUACCACUACGCUCCUAUGAUUUCCGAUGUGAAGAAGGGCCUUGGAGCCGACAUGAAUUUCCGACUUGGAAGACCUUUCCGACCUUACGAUCAAUUGAUGGGUGUCUUGCCCGAUCGCAGCAAGAAGAUCGUGCCCAAGGCUUACUGGGAGCUAAUGACUUCGCCGGACUCCCCCAUCAUUGAUUUUUACCCUCGUGACUUUGAAUUGGAUAUGAACGGCAAAAAGAUGGAAUGGGAGGCUGUGGUCAAGAUUCCUUUCAUUGACGAAACCAGGCUGUUGGAUGCUCUCAAGACAAAAGAGUCACUCCUCGCCCCCGACGAGAAGGCCCGGAACACUUUUGGAGCCAGUCUGAAGUUCACAUAUUCUCCAGAUGUGAAUUUCAUUUACCCAUCCUCAAUGCCUGGCGUGUUCCCCGAUCUACCCAACUGCCGCUGCAUUGAGAAUGUCUUUGACCUCCCGGUGAUGGAGGGUUUGGAGCCUUACCAUGGGUUGAUGGAGGGUGUGCACCUCGGCUCGGCAGCUCUGGCCGGCUUCCCUACUCUCAAAACCCUUCCUCAUGUCGGUCAACUCGGAUUCCACGGUGUUCAGGUUUUCCAACAGGAAAGCCGCAACGAAAGUCAGGUCAUUACUCUUCUUGACCCCGGAAGCCGGUCCAACAUCGAACUGGCGAAGACGAAGCUUGGACAACGAGUCCAUGUCGGAUACCCAUUCCUGCAAGAAGCCCUUGUGAUUCGUGUCUCGGACGAACUAUUUGACUAUAUUCUUCCGCCACACGAGCAACACGUCGUCUCAGUCCCCCACACUCCUCAGCAGAUUGAGCAGUGGAAGAAAAAGGCGACGAAGAUCGAAGGAACUUACAGCAAACGACUCGGGAUGGUCAUCGGUGAAGUUGAGUCCCUGGUUCAUAUCCAGAUGCUGAAGGGCAUGGCGAAAACCGACGAGGGUGCCACCAUCAAAGAGUUUGCGGAUAUCCCUGGUCAAGAGACUGAUUACGCGCUUCAAGUGGUUGUUGACGACGUGAUCAAUCCCGACGAACGUUUCGUUGAGCGAGAAGCUCUGCCUAUCGAGGAAGAAUUUCCUGAGAACUCUCGUGCGUUCUUCUUGGGCGACUUCAAUUACGGGCGGCCUGUCCAUAUUACCGGUCACGAUGAAGGAAAGGUGAACGGUUUGAUCGCAGCUGUCAAGGGUAAAGAGCCUGAAUUUGGAAAGGAGCGUGUCAGGGAAGCUGAGCGCUACUGCCCGUAUAUGCCUUCUUAUGCCAUUGCGCGCAGCCUUCGUCUCAACCCCCUGGUGCUGGCAAAGAUCACCUCUUCUUUCUCCGUUGACGUCGACGGGCAGCGGGUGAAUCUCGGUCUGAACCUUAAGUUCGAGGCUCGCAAGCAGAAGGUCCUAGGAUACUCGCGUCGCGGAGACUCUGGCUGGGAAUUCAGCCAAAAGGCUGUCGAACUGAUUUCCCAGUACAUGAUCAAUUUCCCAGAAUUCUUUGCCGGCAUCCAGCGCAACCCUCAAAACGACCGCUACAGUCCCUAUGAUUUCUACCCGGAGGAGACCGCUCUUCUGAAAAUGAAGGAGAUCCGCGACUGGCUUAAGUCCGUUGAGGCCAAGAACUUUGAAAGAGUGCCCCUUGAUGCCGAGCAGCUGGACUCGGAUAUUGUCCACCUGAUUGAGCAGGAUGCCGACGCUUCCAAUGCCCAGCAACCGCCAAUGCACCCCAAGAAGGUUCGCGGUGUUCCCCGUAGCGCUCUGCUGCGGCCCGCCGAUGUCGAGCACCGUCUGGGCAACCAGAGCUUCAGGCUUGGAGAUCGGGUUGUGUAUGCCCAAGACUCUGGCAAGGUCCCCAUCGCCACUCGCGGCACAGUGGUCGGUCUCACCAGAACCUCGCGGACAGUGCUGCUUGACGUGGUCUUUGACGCCUCGUUCAUGAGUGGUACCACGCUUGGUGGCCGCUGCUCACCGUUCCGUGGCCAGACCGUCCUUGCUUCGUCUGUUCUCAACCUCUCAUAUCGCCAGUUGAUCGCCAGCUCCCGUGCUGCAACGAGUCAACAGACCCAGCAAGAGCAAACUCCUUUGACCGUUGCCGGAUACGGUGCUCCUCUUGGACCAAACGGACAAGGUCAGCUGCGAAACGCUCCGGCCCCUGCGCCUCUGAGAGGCUCUUUCCGAGGCGCUGUUUCUGGACAGGGGGCUCCCCGUGGAGGCCGCGGUGGUUUCUCCAACGGCGAAUCCACUACACUUCCAUUCCGUCCCAAUGCUAAUGGCGGUGCCCCGCGUGGACCCCGUGGCCGUGGACGAGGCGGACAGCGUGGUGGUUAUGUCUCAGUGGAGAACGGGGACCCAAGCGAGGGUAUUAUCCAGAACAACCCGAACUUCCGCCCUCAAAACUACACUUCGGUUCCGCCUCCGCAGGGACUUGAGCGUGGACGAGGACGUGGCCGUAGCCGUGGAAAUGGAAAUGGAAAUGGAUCUCGCGGCCGGGGACGUGGACGUGGUGCCCCCGCUGUGAACACCCAGUGA